Messenger RNA from Cyprinodon tularosa, 2101 nucleotides. It is a transcript of the gene tslig3a, whose product is annotated as family with sequence similarity 98 member A. The transcript is spliced from 8 exons. NCBI's taxonomy places the organism in Eukaryota, Metazoa, Chordata, Actinopteri, Cyprinodontiformes, Cyprinodontidae. Gene Ontology annotation, cellular component: tRNA-splicing ligase complex. The coding region runs from base 118 to 1608 and encodes 496 amino acids. The record is from RefSeq and is a predicted model, not a curated record.
GAUAUGAUAGAAAAGAAGAAGAAGUAGAAGAAGAAGAAGAAGAAGAAAGUAUUGAACGUGUACCAGCUGAGUGAAAUUUGUCCUGCUGAGGCACCGCUUUCAGCAUAGAUAUCCGACAUGGAGAUUGACAUCCUCAUCGCACUGGAGGAUUUAGGCUACCAGGGCCCUCUGAUGGAGGAUGGAGCCCUGGAUGCUGUUGUCACCAAAGGAGCAGCUUCCCCAGAGUUCACCAAGCUAUCUGCCUGGAUCGUCUCGGAGCUCAGACUGUAUCUGAAGCUGGAGGAAAACGUCCAUGCUACUAACUGUCCCAGCGAGGCAGAGGGCUUCCAGCUGGAGAUGAGUGGCCUUCUUUCCGAACUCGCCUGCCCUUACAGCUGUCUGACCAGUGGACACGUCACCCAGAGGUUUCUGAGCAGAACGGACUGUCUGCUCCUGAUCACCUUUUUAUUGUCCGAAUUGGAUGCAUCCAGGAUGAUUCUGGUUAACAAGCCUCAGAGGAAAGCCCAAGAAUCUUGCAGUCCGGUCUUCCAGGAACUGAAGGGCAUCUGCAUGGCCCUUGGCAUGUCCAAACCUCCACCCAACAUCACCAUGUUCCAGUUCUUCUCCGGAAUUGAGAAGAAGUUAAAAGAAGCCAUAAGUAGGGUUCCACCAAACCAUGUUGGGGAACCUCUGAUGAAGAAGCCCUUUGGACCUGUGCAUAUGGAAAAGGUUGAGGCUAUAAACCAAGCUCUUGUAAAUGAAUAUGAAGUGAGAAGAAAGAUGUUGUUGAAACGUCUUGAUGUAACCGUGCAAUCCUUCGGCUGGUCUGAAAGAGCAAAGACCCAAGCAGAGAAAUUGAGUAGAGUGUACCAGCCUCUGCGCUCUGCCCUCCUCACAAACAGUAACAUCUCUGUUGCUCACCUUCUUGCCGCACGACAAGACAUCUCCAAGAUCCUUCGGACGAGUAGCGGCAAGAUGAGGGAGAAGACGGCCUGCGCCAUUAAUAAGGUUCUGAUGGGCCGAGUGCCAGACAGGGGUGGACGACCCUGUGAGAUUGAGCCUCCGCCCCCAGAGAUGCCGUCCUGGCAGAAGCGUCAGGAUGCCCCUCAAGGCGGGGGCCACUACGGUGGAGGACACGGUGGCAGCAGAGGAGGCUAUGACAAUUUCUCCCACGGCGGCUCCGGAGUCUACGAAAGAGGGCGUGGAGGGGGCCACGACGACAGGGCAGGGAGAGGAGCUGGCGCGAGAGGGGGGAGGGGCAAGGAAGGCUGGGGUGAUGGAACCGGAGGGGGGAGAGGGGGUUACAGCCAGACUCACUACCAAGAAGGAGGAAAUUAUCACAGGGGAGGAGGCAGAGGAGGUUACACAGGAGCCAACCAAGGAGGUUUCCAGGAUCAGGGCUUUCACGGAGGAGGGGGGGGAUACCACAGCACUUACAACCAGGACGGAGGCUGGCACCAGGAAAGAGGUGGGGGUCGGGGAGGUCGAGGGGGCAGGGGAAGAGGGGGCUGGGGGGGUAGAGGGGGUCAGAGUUUUAGCCAAGGAGGACAGUUUGAACAGUUUUUCCAGCAUGGAGGGCAGCAGUACAACCAGGCGGGGUUCAACCAAGGCAGACACUACACCAGCUGAAGGUGCAGCACCAACUCCAUCAUCAUCAUCCUCCGCAGAAAGCCUCAUCCGUUAUGUUACAGCUUCAACAAACUGGAACAAGAAAAUUAUUAAACAAGAGACAUUUAAACCACCAAUUAUUAUUUUGGUCACCUGUGCUCUAUGGACUGUUAACCGAUUGCUAACGUUAGCUUCUGCAUCCUGGCCUGUUUUCAACUUUCCUUUAAUAAUCGGUGUUGAAGCCUUACAGCCCUGAUCUGACUGAACGAAGAAGACGUUCCUCACGUCUGUGUCCAGGACACGCCUUAGCUUCACGAAGGGGGUCACUGAAUCUCCAAGAUUACUUGAAAGUAAUGUACAUUUUCCAGUCUGUUUUCAUUUCAGUGUCUGGCUGGAUUUUCCUGUGUUACCUAUUUAAAGGAUGCCAACGUGUGCAGCCAUGUGAAUACACCUUGAAAUGUUGGAAGCUUUGUAUGGAUGUAAACAUGCAAUAAAAGUUUCAAAAACCAUCCCA